Molecule: messenger RNA, 3013 nt
Organism: Otolemur garnettii (small-eared galago)
Lineage: Eukaryota; Metazoa; Chordata; Mammalia; Primates; Galagidae
Gene: ZCCHC3
Product: zinc finger CCHC-type containing 3
Exons: 1
Coding region: 352-1572 (406 amino acids)
Biological process (GO): detection of virus; positive regulation of RIG-I signaling pathway; positive regulation of type I interferon production
Cellular component (GO): cytoplasm
Molecular function (GO): zinc ion binding; double-stranded DNA binding; RNA binding
Source: RefSeq, a predicted model, not a curated record
AUGAAAUCAUCGACCGCCGCUUGCGAAACGCCAAAUCCUCGAGAGCGAGGCCGGAGGCUGCCAAACCGCGCCGGGGAAAGGGACGCCUGGGAGCGCCGCAGCCCUCGGCGGGCAGCGGAGGUGGAGCCGGAGCGAGCGCCCGCGGAAAACAGGCUCGGCGGUUACCAGGGGGCUCUGGGACGGCGCGGGCCAAUAUGCGCCGCAUGUAAAUAUCUCGGGGGAGGCGGGGGAGGGAAGGGUCGAAUUUCAAAAAAAGCCCGAACCCCCCACAGGCCGGACGGGCGGGCGGGCGCGCGCGAUGGGGGCCCUUAGGCUGCGGGAGCGAGUGGAGGAUGCUGGGAAGGAGGUAAAAUGGCCACCGGCGGCGGCGCGGAGGAAGAGAGGAAGCGGGGGCGGCUGCGGCUUCUGCCCCCCACGCGGCCACCCGCCCGGGCCGAAGAGGCCGAAGGCGGCCGCGAAAAAAUGGGCUGGGCCCAGGUGGUGAAGAAUCUUGCAGAAAAAAAAGGCGAGUUCCGCGAGCUACGGCAGCAGCAGCGGCGGGAGGAGGAAAGCGGCAGCUGCGCGGGCGCCGGGCUCGGUGCUCCAGCGGGCCUGGCUGCGCCGGACCUCGGCGACUUUCCCCCGGCUGGCCGCGGGGACCCGAAAGCCCGCCGGAGGGACCCGGCCGGCGAAGCGACGGAUCCCCGCAAGAAGAAGGGGGCUGCCGAGGCGGGCAGGAGGAAGAAGGCGGAGGCAGCUGCGGCCAUGACGGCCCCGUUCAAGCCCGGCGAGGCCGAGGACGGGGCUGAGCUGCCCCUCCAAGAGGAGCCGGCGGCGGCGGCGAGCCCAGCGGCCAGUCCAGGCAAGGGUCGCUUCCUCGUCCGCAUCUGUUUCCAAGGAGACGAGGGCGCCUGCCCGACCCGGGACUUUGUGGUAGGUGCGCUGAUCCUGCGCUCCAUCGGCAUGGACCCGAGCGACAUCUAUGCUGUCAUCCAGAUCCCGGGCAGCCGCGAGUUCGACGUGAGCUUCCGUUCGGCGGAGAAGUUGGCCCUGUUCCUUCGCAUCUACGAGGAGAAGCGAGAGCACGAGGACUGCUGGGAGAACUUUGUGGUGCUGGGGCGGAGCAAGUCCAGCUUGAAGACGCUCUUUAUCCUCUUCCGGAACGAGACGGUGGAUGUGGAGGACAUUGUGACCUGGCUCAAGCGCCAUUGUGACGUGCUCGCUGUACCCGUGAAAGUGACCGACAGGUUUGGGAUCUGGACCGGGGAAUACAAGUGCGAGAUCGAGCUGCGCCAGGGGGAAGGCGGGGUCAGGCAUCUGCCGGGGGCUUUCUUCCUGGGGGCGGAGAGGGGCUAUAGCUGGUACAAGGGGCAGCCUAAGACGUGCUUUAAAUGUGGUUCCCGGACCCACAUGAGCGGCAGCUGCACGCAGGACCGGUGCUUCAGGUGCGGGGAGGAGGGGCACCUGAGCCCUUUCUGCCGGAAGGGCAUCGUGUGCAACCUCUGUGGCAAGCGAGGACACGCUUUUGCCCAGUGUCCCAAAGCAGUUCACAAUUCCGUGGCAGCUCAACUAACCGGCGUGGCCGGGCACUGAAUACCUGCCUGACUGCCAAGGUGAACUCACAGCCAGCUUACCCCUCUUAAGUGCCAAAACUUUUUUUUAAACCGUUUUUUAUCGUUUUUGAAGGAGACCUUUUUUAAAGCUACAAGAGACAUCUCUCUAUGCCUUUUUGAACCAAGUUUACUCCAUUUAAGCCUGAUCUGAAUUGGUGACUCUGUCAUCAGUAACAACUACCGUGAACUGUAGCGUGCAGAUGUAUCACCCCUCCCUUUUUUAAAUUUUAUUUUCGUUUUUGUAUUUUUGGGGUUUUUUGUCUUUGUUUUAUUGUACUUUUUAUUUUUACACCUUGUUUUCUCCCUGGACUUUCAUCCUUUGGGCUGCCAUACUCAUCUGUAUGCCUCCGUACUAGGUAGGGGGCUCAACACGUGGUAGACACUCUAUAAUCAGUGUUUGUUGAAUGGAAAACAUUGUGGACUGUGGCUUAUGUCAGAGUGUCUACCUUUGCAGCUCUUCCCCUCCCCCUUUUAAUUUGCUGCUUUUAAUCUAUGUGGUCUGAGAAUUUGUGAAACCAGUGUUGUUUGAAGUGUAUAUAAUCUGAAUCAAUAAGCUCUGAAUGGUGGCCAAGGGCCUGUCUUGUGGCAUAAAAAUGCAUGGACUUUGUGACAGCUGUUUUGGUGGCUCAGAACCCAUUUUUCAUAGAAUCAUGGAAUCAAGGAUUCUUGCUGGAAAGAACCUGAGAGUUGGACCAAUUCCUUGGUUUUCCAGCAGAUGAAACAAGCCCAGAGAGGUUAAAUGACUGGGUCAAAAUUCACAUAGCUGUCUGGUGCCAGAGCUAGCCUAUAGCAGAGUUCCCUGACCCCAAGCCCGGUGCUCAUUCCACUACCUCUCACACUUCACAACAAAUUUCCUCCACACUUGAGGGCCCAGGUCUGAUCUCUCCAGAAUGAUGAGUCCAGGGGAAUGCUGAGAGAUCGUCUGGGAGAGAGGGCAGAAAGAGACGGUUUAGCAGGGGCUUCUCAAUACUUAGGAAGGGACCAAGGAACAAACUUCGACUUUGUUGCUCCCUGGCUACCACAUCUGGAUUAAUGUGUGCUAGGUCCUUUGGAGGCCUUACCCUUCCCCAUUGAUUGCCACCAGUGAGAAAUGAGGGUGCCCCUAAGUAAAGAAACCUACCAAAGGUUUACAUUUGCACCUUACCUUCAAUAGCUAGGAACCCUAGAGAAGCAGCUAGCUGAACUCAUCUACAACCCCCUGACUCUCAGGAGAAGAAUGGUUUUAACCCGGAAUUAUGAGUAAACUGUUAACUCAGAAAUGUAUUUGGGAAAUAAGCCAAGCGAGAGGUCAUGGGUCAACUGUUAACCAAGUUAAAGUCGAAAAGACAAUACACUACUUUUUUAGUUUUUGUCUUUCCUUUGCUAUAUGUUAUUUUUUGCUAUUUCCUUGUGGCUUAGAACGUAAAACUGAGUGUUUUGUU